CUACUCUUCCCAUCUUCUACACACCAAUGGCACCAAAACUUUUCCACUUCCUCCCUCUCCUCAUCCUAAACCUCUUCAUCCAAAAAACUUCAGCCCAAGUAGCACUAGCCCCAUCAGGACCCACCAACAUAACCCAAGUCCUAGAGAAAGCAGGCCAAUUCACAACCUUCAUCAAGCUCCUCAAAGCCACACAAGUUUCUGACCGAAUCAAUUCACAGCUCAACAACUCAAACCAAGGCCUAACAAUCUUUGCUCCCACGGAUAACGCAUUCUCCAGCCUAAAAGCAGGGACACUAAACUCCAUAAACUCACAAGACCAAAUGCAGUUGGUGCAGUUCCACAUUCUCCCCACUCUCUACACCGUAACACAGUUCCAAACCGCGAGUAACCCUUUGCACACACAAGCUGGGAACAGUGACGACGGAGAGUACCCUCUAAAUGUCACCACUUCGGGGAACCAAGUGAAUGUCACAACUGGGGUGGUUGACACAACAGUUUCCAACACUAUCUUCAGUGAUAACCAGCUUGCGGUGUAUCAGGUUGAUAAGGUGCUUCUUCCCAUGGCAAUUUUUGGGUCGUCGGCGCCGGCAUCUGCGCCGGCGGAGGCUCCGGCGCCGACCAAGCCGGAGAAAAAUGUCCGCGCGGCUGAUUCUCCGACAGGGUCGUCGGAUUCAUCGGUUGAUGCUUCGAGUGCGGUGAGUUUGAGUGGGGAGACAGUUAAAGGUGUUACCUUUGCCGUGGCAGUCGUUGUUUCUUGUUUGUGGAUUUAGUGUGUCUUACGAUGACAUCUUUUUGGCCUGCGUUUUGUUCUUGUUUUUCUUAUUCUUUUGUGAGUUUGCAAUUAAUUUGCAUGAUGGUGGAGAUCUCGUGUACUUUUUUGUGACCGCACACUGCAAAGUUCAAAUUUUGGGUUCAAUGUAAAAUGUAAAUGAUGUUUUCUUUUC
Messenger RNA from Cajanus cajan (pigeon pea), 944 nucleotides. It is a transcript of the gene FLA11, whose product is annotated as FASCICLIN-like arabinogalactan-protein 11. NCBI's taxonomy places the organism in Eukaryota, Viridiplantae, Streptophyta, Magnoliopsida, Fabales, Fabaceae. The record is from RefSeq and is a predicted model, not a curated record. Gene Ontology annotation, biological process: plant-type secondary cell wall biogenesis. Gene Ontology annotation, cellular component: plasma membrane.